AUGGAGCUACUACCGCAAGGUCAAAAGAACAAUACAACAGUCAGCUAUGAUGAUCAACAAAAAAUAAACAAAUUCUCAAAACUUAUAAUGAAAAAAGAUACUCUUGAGCAAGAAUUGAAACAACAAAGACAAGAAAAGGAAUAUCUUGACGAUGUGUCCUUAGAACUGGAACUAGUUGACGAGGAAGAAUUGGUCAAGUACAGAGUUGGAAUGAUUUUUUUGCAUUUAAAGCAAGCAGAUGUUGUCGAACAGUUGGAAAAAGAUAUAGAAUUAGUCGAUUCCAAUGUGGAUAGAUUGGAAAUUGAAGAACUCCAAUUGGAUUCUCAAAUUAGAGAGCUCAAGACCAGCCUUUAUGCCAAAUUUGGUGACAAUAUUAACCUUGAACGAUAA
Messenger RNA from Zygotorulaspora mrakii, 390 nucleotides. RefSeq names its product tubulin-binding prefolding complex subunit GIM3 (gene GIM3). Gene Ontology annotation, cellular component: cytoplasm; prefoldin complex. Gene Ontology annotation, biological process: protein folding. The transcript has a single exon. The coding region runs from base 1 to 390 and encodes 129 amino acids. Lineage: Eukaryota; Fungi; Ascomycota; Saccharomycetes; Saccharomycetales; Saccharomycetaceae. The record is from RefSeq and is a predicted model, not a curated record.